GUUGGGGGGCACCUUCUCCUCCAGCGCUCACCUCCAGUCUUCCAGUCGGUGUUGUCUGGACUCCGCGAGUGAGACUGUGAACUUGCGUGUGUGUGAGUGCUGUGAUGUGAACCGUGUCAGUGAGCAAUCAUUGGAUUAGUUGUUUUAUCCGGUGUUGGAAAAUGGGUUGGUUUCACGCGCGCCUGUUGGGAACUGUAUCUCUGAUCCUUAUAGUCUGCAGUAGCGUCGCUCUCGCCAAAGCAGGACUGUGCGAGGUGGAGGGCGGCCAAUCCAACAUCAUCUUGGACAUCGAAGAGAGCAGGGGAACGCGCAUGGACCAGCCCACGAACCCAGCCGAACUGCCUAUCUCCGGCGACCCUCUCUCCGAGAUCAUCCUUGACCUGGUCUUCCCCAAGGGCAAUCCUUACUUCACUCUUAAUGGGAAGAUGCUACAGCUACUUUCUCCACUGGAUCGCGACAAGGAUAACCUCUCCCACAUCGUGUUCCAGCUAACCUGCACUGUCAAGUCCACCAACAAGAAGAGAACGAUUCCCGUCAUCGUGAGGGUUGUCGAUGUCAACGAUAACGCACCAGUCUUCGUCAGCACCCCCUACAACACCACCAUCUCCGAGUUAGUUCCUGUGGGAACAACAAUUUUCCGGGGACUGAAGGCAGUGGACCAGGACGCAGGAGUGAACAGCCUGGUGGAGUACACUAUCGUGUCCGGGGACGGCCGAGGACUGGGCACGGACCAGGGGGUGGGUCGCAACAGAGUCACUGUGGCUGACGGUGCUGACUUCUUCGCCAUCAACCUUCCACACCAAGGGCAGGUCACCGUCAGCAGAGGCCUUGACUACGAGAAGACCCAGCGUUAUCUUGUCACUAUCCUCGCAACGGAUCGAGCCAGAAACGAGUCGGAGAGGUUCACCACGACAACAACUUUGACAGUGAACGUGAAGGACGAUGAUGAUCAGGACCCCUCUUUCAUCUACCGAGGCUGCAUGUCGGUGGACGGCGCCUGUGUCAACCCAGAGUAUCAUGCGACCGUGUCCAGUGGGGUGGUGGCUGGAAUACUGUCAAUAUCUCCAGAAAAGAUCCAGGCAGUUGACAUGGACACCAACAACUCUCCCAUCGCUUAUAGCUUCCUCUCCGGCAGUCCUGGGUCCUUCAGGGACUACUUCGAGAUCAACCCCACAACUGGGGCAGUUCGCCAGACCAAGGCUGUUGAUACAUCUGUCACCAAGAAGUUUGAAAUUAUUGUCAAGGCAGAGGAAAACUCGCCAAGCAGAAGAUUUGCAACGGCCAAAUUAUCUGUGUUGGUAAGGCCUGUAGAUGUGAACCCUCCAGUGAUCGUAGCUUCCGCCACUGACGGUCUUGUCAGUGAAAACGCACCAGUUGGGACAAAAAUACUAGAUGAUGAAGGCAAUCCUCUUCAACUGAGAGUAUCAGAUCCUGACUUGGGCCCUGAUGAUCCCAAGCCUUCUUAUGAUUUUGAAGUAACAACAAACUUCUUCCACAUUGAUGAAGAAGGAUACCUUGUCGUGGGAGAAGAAAAUUUAGACAGAGAUCCACCAAGUCCAGGGAAAUUCAGGUUUCAGGUUGUGGCUCGAGAAAGUCAUGGCACUGCUGCAAGUGCUCCUGUGACUUUCACCGUUGCGCUGAUUGAUGUCAACGACAAUGCUCCACACUUACCGAUGAUUCCACCCAUCACAAUCCAAGCAGGAGAGGGCCGUCGCCAGGUUGUUAAAGUGGAAGCGACUGAUAACGAUCUCGGUGAAAACGCCAAGAUUUCGUAUAGCAUCUACCAUAUAUCCAACAAUGGACGGAACAAGUUUAAAAUUGAUCCACAGUCUGGAGCUAUUGAGGCAAAUGGCAAGCUGAACGCUGGAGAGCAGUACAGCAUCACUGUACAGGCCACCGACAGUGGGGGCAAGUCCAGUCAGACGAUCGUGGAGGUGACAGUAGUACCAGGUCCCAACACCAGGAGUCCUGUGUUUCAAGAGACUUCUUACCAGGUCACUAUCAGUGAAGGGGCUCCCAUCAAUUCGACUGUGCUUCAUGUGGUGGCUACUGAUCCGGAAAACGAGCCAGUUACUUAUUCUAUAGUCUCUGGAAACGAUCUGCGCCAAUUUGCCAUCAAUGAUAAGACUGGAGUUAUUACUGUGAUAAGGAAACUAGACAGAGAAGAUCUGACAAGAUAUCAGAUGCUUAUAAAAGCGGAAGAUGAAGGUGGGCUCUCUAGUACUGCGACAGUGAACAUUAUAGUGAGUGACAUCAAUGACAAAAACCCUGAGUUUGAAGACUUGCCAUAUGAGUUCACUGUGAGAGAAGGUGUGGAUAAACUGUUUGUGGGUCAAGUAAGAGCUAAAGAUAACGAUGAAGGAAUCAAUGCCAAUGUCACCUACUCUCUUCCCACAGAUGUACCUUUUACCAUUGAUACGAUUACCGGAAAUAUUACUACCAACACUGCUCUCGACUAUGAAAAAGUUAAGGAAUACAAAUUUGUGGUGACAGCCCAAGAUGGCGCUCCAGAUCCAAGAAUUGCCACUGCCACAGUUACUGUUCAUGUCACUGAUGUAGAAGAUGAAAUGCCAAUCUUUCCAAAGACUGUUUACAACGCAACUGUUCCCGAAAAUGUUGCUAACUUCGUCGUUGCACAAGUGAAGGCAGAGGAUCCAGACACAAACAAAAAAGUAACCUAUGUCAUCAAACAAGGACCUCUGGACCUCUUCAAGAUUGAUCCAACAACUGGUGAGAUCAGGACAGCAAGAGGUUUGGAUUAUGAAACCGAGAACCAGUAUGCACUUGUAAUUGGUACAGAAGAGAAUCCCAGUCUGAGACCUGGAGCAACUACAAAAGUCCUGGUUACUGUUGAGGAUCAAAACGACAUACCUCCUGUGUUUUUAACGAUUCUGACUAAACCAAUUGUUCUAAAUGAUGACACUGAGAUUGGGGCUCUGGUCACAACACUGACAGCCUCAGAUGCAGAUGGUACAGCUCCAAAUAACAUUGUUCAUUAUGAUAUUGUUGGGAGAGGAGAAGCAAAAAGAUUUUUUGAAAUUAAUCCUGACAAUGGAGAACUUCGGGUUAAAGAGGACUUCAGAAAAGAACCUGACAAUGAGUAUGAGGUGGAAGUGAGAGCGUUUGAUGAUGGAGUACCUCAGUUGUCAACGACUAUGACAGUACCAAUCUAUAUACGAAGAACAACAACUGUCACCCCUGACAUCGGGCCAGGAUUUGCAGACAGCCUGUACACCGUAGAAGUCAAGGAGGAUACCAAACCAAACACCACUAUAAAACUAUUUACAAUAAUCAAGAAUCCAAAACAGCCUAAAAAUCUCCCACUACACUGUUCAGUCACUAAGGGGAAUGUUGGAGGUGUAUUUUCUGUGCGGAUGACUGAGGACCAGAACUGUGAGUUGCGACUAGUGGCAGCACUGGAUAGAGAGCAAGUAUCAGCAUACCAGCUCACACUACAGCUGGACACUGGGCUUCUGCUCAACAACACAAAUGCUAUCACUACUACCUUGGUAAAGAUUCAAGUACUCGAUGUCAAUGACAACAGCCCUGUGUUCAUAUAUCCAGAAUCAAGUAAACGGUUCAAUAAAGAAAAGUACUUUGGCGGAGUGUCAGCUGACAGGAGGGAUGUCAAUGUCAAUAUUUUGGAUGUUAAGGCAGAAGACAAAGACGGAGAGAGUUUAGGACGGGUGGAGUAUCGCUUGGUUCCUGACGAGGUGGGAGCGGCCGACUACUUCACCAUCGACAGGAAGACAGGCAGUUUGCGCACUAAGAGAGCUCUAGACACGGUACCCAAGCAGGCACUACCUCUGAGACUUGGUGUGGAAGCCAGGGACAACCCUACGUCAGAUACUGACUCCAAUGUCGCACUUACACAAGUUGUUAUAAACUUGAUAGAGGAUCAGGAUCGGCUGGUGUUAGUAAUCAACAACAAGCCUGCUGACGAGGUGGAGGACAGCCGCCAGGACAUGAUCAGUCUACUGGAGCAGCAGUCCGGCAUGAUCGUGGGGGUGGAGCAGAUCCAGCCUCGCCAGUGGACUAAAGACAACCUCACUGUGGAGACCGACCAGUUCAGCACAGACUUCUGGUUCUAUGUGGUUGAUCCUGAUACUGAGCUCAUCCAGAGCCGUAACACCUCCAGAGUCCAAAGAAGCUUAACGUCAAAAGGAGCUCAAGCAAAUAUAUCAGAAGCACUAGCAGCAACUUUUCAAGUAGCAAUAUUUGACAUUCAUGCACCACUCCGAGUAACUCCUGUCAAAACCACAGUGGUCCAGGCCCAGUGGGAGGUGUUCCCAUACGCUUUAGUUGCUAUAGCUGCGCUGAUCAUGGUUCUUGGCAUUGCGGGAAUCAUAUACAUUUGCAUUUCCUGGUCAAGGUACAGAGCUUACAAGGAACGAAUGCAGAGGAUGUAUGUCACACCCCACUACGAUCCUGUCUUUGUGGAACCUAGUUUGAAGGAGUAUGAAACCCAGGUCCUCCAGAUGAGUGUUCCUGUAGACGAUAGUGACAGUUUCAACGAUCUGCAGCUGGAUUUCAGCAGAAAGAAUCACACUUUUAACCUAGAUAAUGUAGGCUACAUAUCCAAAGAGCUAAAUGACACUCAUGAACAACCAGUAACGAACACAAUGACCAGAACUGCAACAAUUGGUAGACGUGUCAAUAACAACAACAGCAUACAUCGGACAUCGGGUGUAGUCAACCCAGGUUUUGAUAGGACAGAUGAAACUCUUUCCAGACGAAACAACAGCUCAACCAAUGACAAUGUCACAUUCCACGGCAAGAAAGACUAUUCACACUUAGGCUUUAAUUAUUUAGUUGAUAGAAAUUCUGUUGAAGCGACUACAGAGUUAUAGCCACACUAUAAGUGGUAGUUUCACUCGACUUAGAUGUACCAAGAUGUGAUCUAGUUAUAAAAACUGUCUUAGAUUUAGGUUAAUACUGUACAUAUUAGCAAGAAAAUUAUACUAAUUAAGUAGUUAAAAUUACUUGUCAAACAUUGUGUUUAACACAAAUAAUGUGCUUGUGUUAGAGCAUUUAAUUUUAUAAGGCUUUAGAAACCAAGGAUGAAAGUUACCACACAUAAAAGUGACAUCGAAAAUUUAAUUUAAUAAUAAGUAACUUAAUUUUGUGGGUUUAAAAAACCAGGUUUUUUCAUAUUUGAAUAAUUUAAAAAUUCAUGUUAAAAAUUAGAUUAGUUUUCAAAUGCUUCUAUAUUUGAAUUUAAUGAGCAAUGAUAUUUUACAGUCUAUAGACCUGUUUUAAGUCACUUAGAAAAAAGUCAAGCAAGAUUUUUGAUAAGCAGUUUUAAGUUAACUCCUAAUGAAAUAAUCUAAUUCA
Molecule: messenger RNA, 5334 nt
Organism: Homalodisca vitripennis (glassy-winged sharpshooter)
Lineage: Eukaryota; Metazoa; Arthropoda; Insecta; Hemiptera; Cicadellidae
Product: cadherin-99C-like
Biological process (GO): homophilic cell-cell adhesion
Cellular component (GO): plasma membrane
Molecular function (GO): calcium ion binding
Source: RefSeq, a predicted model, not a curated record